CAAAAAGAAGUAACAAAAGACAACAAAAUGCCAGGAAAAGGAAAAGGUGGAAGAGGUAAAACAGCCAGUGCAAGAAAACCAGUUAGCAGAUCAACUAAAGCAGGAUUACAGUUUCCAGUAGGAAGAAUCGCAAGAUUCUUGAAAGAAGGUAGAUUUGCAGAGAGAGUUGGAUCAGGCGCCCCAGUGUACUUAGCUGCUGCUUUAGAGUAUUUAGCAGCAGAAGUUCUUGAGUUGGCUGGAAAUGCAGCCAGGGAUAACAAGAAGACCAGAAUUGUGCCAAGACAUAUUCAACUUGCUAUCAGAAAUGAUGAGGAGUUAAACAAGCUCUUGAACAACACUACCAUCGCAUCAGGAGGAGUUCUUCCAAACAUUCAUGUGUUCUUGCUCCCUACCAAAGGAAAGGGAGAGAAAUUGGAUGCUUCCCAAGAGAAUGAGUAAUUGUUCUCCGAUGCGUUAAGCAUAAUGGUCUAAUUUUUUUAUAAGUUU
Moneuplotes crassus is the source of this 486-nucleotide messenger RNA. The record is from the annotation of a GenBank genome assembly. NCBI's taxonomy places the organism in Eukaryota, Ciliophora, Spirotrichea, Euplotida, Euplotidae.